AUGGUAGAUCAUUCAACGCCAUCUGUAUCAAUUCCUCCAUUUUCAUUUCACGGUGGGAGCAGUAAUCAAAAUAACCAUAAUGUCGUUCUGGACACGGAUAUCGCUAACUUGGAACAUGAUUUCAAGAAUCAUCCGUUACCCUUGGCUAGGAUUAAGAAAGUAAUGAAAGUUGAUGAGGAUGUGAAGAUGAUCAGCUCCGAAGCACCAGUGAUAUUUGCUAAGGCAUGCUAUAGAACUGACCAUACGCGCAUGGUAAUAAACUGUUUGAGUUGA
Messenger RNA from Paraglomus brasilianum, 273 nucleotides. Lineage: Eukaryota; Fungi; Glomeromycota; Glomeromycetes; Paraglomerales; Paraglomeraceae. The record is from the annotation of a GenBank genome assembly.